AUGACAGUUCAGAAGCCCUCUCCCACCGUCGCAGAACCAGAGUCCUCAGGCAAACCCAAUCCUCCCGCCCCAGCAGGCCAGUCACAGCCGAAUCCGCCGCCGAAGAAAGGCAAAGACAAGAAGAUCUUCAGCUGCCACUCGUGCCGACGGCGGAAGCUCAAAUGCGAUCGUUUCGACCCCUGUGGUGCCUGUCGGGCGCGAGGAGAGGGACAUCUGUGCACUUGGGAGGAGGGGCAAAGACCAGAGUGCGGGCCCUGCGCGCGAAACCACAGGGAAACCCUCGAGCAACUACCGAAACUGAUUCUCAAGUUGACCGAGGAAGUCCAGGAGCUCAAGACGUCGAAUUCGGCCUUGAUCGAGAACAUCAGGGACCUCCGUCCCACGGGCGAUCGGGAAGCAGUUCAGUGGGCGGCAUUGGCCAGGAUAUCCGGAUCUGCCUCGCUGACCGGCUUCGUCGACGUGCACCAACUCAUCUGCGACGUCGAGGAGGUUCAACGUCUGCCUCGGGGCAUGGACUUUGCCUGUUCCCCAACCUCGCUCGAACGUCUCGAUAUCAAGGUCUCGAGGAUCCUCGCGUGCGCCAGUCUCGCGGCCGUGGACCUGGAUCCAGGGAAGGCGCAGGAGCUGGGGCUCGCAAGUGCCGACAUUGACGCCCUGGUGCGCGAUUUAUGGAAAGGAUCGCGGAUGCUCAUCACAUCUUCGGACCUGGACUCAUUCCCCCCAACGGUCAAAAGCGGCUUUGAAGGUCGAGCACCGCCAGUACUGGACACAAACAACGACCUACUCCAGCAAACCGCCGCAGCCACGGAGAUUUCCCUGCAGAUCGUCUCCAUCAAGAUCCUCCUCCUGCUCGCCGCGCGAUCCUUUGCCGCACCGUCCGAGUACCUCAAGCUCCACCUUGACGUCAUCUCGUCCGCCGUCGACGCCUCGCUCGACUCUCCCUACGACGCGGGGCCCCUUCUCAUCGAGCGGGAAUGGCGCUGGCAACUCUGGUCCUUCAUCUGCUUGCUUGACUGGACCUCCCCAGGUAUCUACCACACCAGCAGCUACUUCAUCCGGCCGGAGAUGUACCGCGAUCCACCGUCCAAGAUCCCCAGCUUCCCAGACAACGGCACCUACCCCUCCACCAUGGAACAAGAGCAGUGGGACCGCCUCAGCCUGACGAGGCACUACCUGGACUACGCACUCGCCCUGGCCCACCUCUCCCGCCGCGCAGAGGACUGCAUCAUUCGCCCGGGGCCUGUGUCCCCCGCCCAAGCGGCAGAGCUCUGCACCGAGCUGGACGCCCUGGACAACAAGCUCUCGUUCUACCAAAUCCUUGCCAGCACCCUCCCGGCCGGCAGCGAGUCCAACAGCGGCGGUAUGCAGCUCGAUACCAACCCCAUUGCCGGGGACCUCACCACCCGCAAGCCCAGCACCGACCACCGACUGUCACUGGCGCGCGCGCCCCAGAUCCAAAAUAUGCACCUGAGCCUCGAGCUCGGGCUCAUUCGCUUCAAGCUCUUCCGCCACGAGGCCUUCCACCUCAUGCACGCGCCCAGCACCUCGGGGGCCCUGCGCAUGAUGUGCAUGGACGCCUGCGUGGACGCCUGCAUCCUCGUCCUCACGCAGUGCCGGAGUAUCGGUACCCAGGACGAGCCCGGUAGCCAGGCCCCGUCGCAGGCGCAGAUGUCUCUUGAUAAGAACGAGGAGAAGCGGCCCUGCACGGGGAGUCUGCGGCGGGUGCUGCAGCCUGCGUCGUCGGCGGCGCUAGUGGGUCAGGUCCUGUUGCAUGCUGCGCAGGGGAUGGAUGUCAUGGGGAUGGUGCCGGGGAAGGGGAAGCAGAUGCAGGGGGAUGUGGUGGCGGGGUCGAGGGGGAACUCGGCGACGGAGUUCUUUACAUUUGUCCAAGGGGGUGGGGAGUUUCCGACUGCGGGAGCCCCUAUGCUGGGGCCAGGGCCGUAUGUGGCGGCGGGGGGCUCGUGGAGUGGACGGCUGAGCCGGGAGAAGCUGCGGGUGUUGCAAUGGCAUAUCAAUGAAGUAUUGGCAUUGUUGGAGGCGCUGCAGCAGACGUCGUCGUUGGCGCGGUAUAAGCUGAGUCUACAUCGGCAGUGCAUGUAG
Molecule: messenger RNA, 2100 nt
Organism: Aspergillus udagawae
Lineage: Eukaryota; Fungi; Ascomycota; Eurotiomycetes; Eurotiales; Aspergillaceae
Product: Zn(II)2Cys6 transcription factor
Exons: 4
Coding region: 1-2100 (699 amino acids)
Biological process (GO): regulation of DNA-templated transcription
Cellular component (GO): nucleus
Molecular function (GO): zinc ion binding; DNA-binding transcription factor activity, RNA polymerase II-specific
Source: RefSeq, a predicted model, not a curated record